AUGAUCAUCAUGGAACGUCGCAAGCAUGGCGCCGUCCCUCCAAGUGCCACGUGGCACAGCCUCAUUGCAGCGAUCGGGUUGGUCGGCCUUCUCUUUGUAAGGCAAGCGGAGGGGGGCGUUUCGGGGCAGCCCAUGUGUGACUACCAGCCUGGAGCAGGAAUGGGGAACACCUUUAUUUUGUCGAGAAUGUCGGUGCCCUUCGCAAAGGACGACUCACUGGGGGAGUUCUACGUGGAUGAGGGACGCCGCCUCAUGUUCACCACGUGGAACAACGGGGUGUACAUGUUCCCGCUGUCACUGGACGGGAGUUACCUGCCCACGUUCCUGUGCCCCCAGAAGAAGCUGCAAACGCUGAACUAUGCCAACGGGAACCUCAUGCUGAUUCCCUUGGCUCUGGACACGUCUCGGGGCAUCCUCUUUGCGCCGAGCGAAACAGGCGGCUCAAGUUCCAAGCCGAUUUGGUAUGCCAUUGAGUACACAGUCAGCCCCGUCCGCAUCACGACGAUGACGCACACGUCCGGGACUUUCGCGGGCACCGGCGCGGGCGCGCCGCGCUCGCUCGACUACGACUCGGUGAAGAAGCGGCUCAUCACCGCCGUCAAGGGCGCCCCCAUCAUUCUGCUAGACGUGACGUCACUAAGCACGACCCCGGGCACAACCGUAGUGGGCAUGACGCCCGGUACGAACGGGCUGCAGGGGUUGGAUUGGACCGGCGCCGGGCUUGACGUCACCAACCGGUGGGGCCACUUUGUCGGGCAGCAGUACCAGGCGUCGUCCAGCACGUGGAACAUGGGGGUGUCGACAAAGGUGAACCUAGACAAUAUUCACCUGAGCAGUGCUUGGACCACCCCCUCAUAUUUUAGCAACUUGAAUAAGGCCUAUUACUACCGCUUCCAAGUGGGCGUAAUUCCCAAUUCCAGCGUCUACUGGACGGGGCGUCACACCGACACUACCAGCUUCACCAUAAGCGCCGGCGGUAUGAAAUCGUUAGGCUGGCUGAUGCGGCGCGACUACUCAAGCGUGACGGCCUCAUGGCAGCUCACCGGCGUGACGGAUAAGAUAAAUGGCUUUGGACUCGACCCCGCGACCCAGCAAGUGUACAUGGGCACCUCGCAGCAGCUGAAUACGACUUACCUGGUGCCGUACAGCCGCAUCUACAACACGGAUACGGACUCCCAAUGGCGCAUGAACGCCAAAUACGGACCGUUCAGCCGGGACCAAGUCAACGGCAACUACGGCCAGCUGAUAGGCUCCCUUUGGUUCAGCAACCAGACCGACAUCGGCAUCGCGUGGCACUCGAGCAUCUCCAACCCCGGGGGGGUCGACUUAGUCGCCUUCCGGCGCUACUCCUGCUGGAACGCCUCCACCCCCUGCGCGAGCAUUUCCGGGGGCUACUGUUCUUGCCGAGUGCCCAACACGCCCUAUUUACUCUCGUACUACCAACCGGUGCAGCUGUAUUCUUGCAUCGGGGGAGCGCAGGCGAACAACACAGCCAACCCCCCGGCGUACCCCACCUGCGAGUGGACGCCCUUCCACCCCC
Klebsormidium nitens is the source of this 1540-nucleotide messenger RNA. Lineage: Eukaryota; Viridiplantae; Streptophyta; Klebsormidiophyceae; Klebsormidiales; Klebsormidiaceae. The record is from the annotation of a GenBank genome assembly.